Messenger RNA from Adineta ricciae, 906 nucleotides. The record is from the annotation of a GenBank genome assembly. NCBI's taxonomy places the organism in Eukaryota, Metazoa, Rotifera, Eurotatoria, Adinetida, Adinetidae.
AUGUCUUUAACAUUGAUUGGCGAACAGCUAACAGCUGUAGUUGGUUCAGUAUUUUUCGUCGUAGGUUUCAUAGGAAAUGGAAUAAAUAUUUUCAUAUUCUCUGGUACAAUUGUCGAACGUCGAAAUUGUUGUUCAUUUUAUUUAUUAACUGCAUCAAUCAUUAAUACGUUAUAUCUUUGUAUCAUUCUCAUACCUCGAAUUGAAACAGCAACGAGUGGAAUUGACUUAACUCGUUCUUCAAGAAUUUGGUGUAAAGUUCGUCCAUUAUUUACCGGCUCACUUCCACCAAUGUCUUUAACUUGUGCAUGUCUAUCAAUAAUCGAUCAGUUUAUAUCAACAUCGAAAAACUUUCGUCUUCGUCAGUAUAGUAAUAUGAAAUUAGCUCGACGAAUUAUCAUUGUUUUUCUUAUCAUUUGGAUAAUUCACGGAAUAAUUGCUUCGAUAUUUUAUGAAAUAACACCAACACGAUGUACUUCAUCAAAUGCAAUUUAUGCUGUUUAUACGACAGUAUAUCUUAUUGUUGUUAAUGGUUGUAUCCCAAUAUUGAUUAUAAGUAUAUUUGGAUGGUUAACUAACAGAAAUAUUCGUCAAACACAAGUUCUUGCAAAUAGACAAGCAGAUCGUCAAUUAACAAAAAUGAUUUUGAUGCAAUCAAUAGUAGUUGUAAUUAGUAAUAUGGUAUAUGGAGUUAACAAUGUUUAUCGUUUGAUUACUACGGGUGUUACUAAAGAUAUUAAUAGACAAAUCACGGAGAAUUUUGUCACAACUAUCGUUACACUUAUAUCGUAUUUUUAUUCGAUUGGAAGUUUUUAUAUAUUUUUUAUCUCAUCAAGUCAAUUUCGUCGCAAGGUUAAACAACAAUUAUUAUUUUAUCGACGACAACGCAAUCAAAUAAAUACCAUUUAG